AUGGGGAAGCUCGCUAAGUUAAAAAGGGUCCUUCUUCUGCUCCCUCUUAUCCACAUCAUCCUUGCGCAAAAUAAUGAAGCACAGGUGGGAGUCACCUGCAGGGAAAAGGUACGUCCCCCUGGUUGGAUAAGCGGUGGAGAGGGCGACGGUGGCAACGAGGGAAGCUACGAACAAAUCCAGCAGGGAAGCUACGAAGGAAUCCACGACGGGAGGUGCGUCAGCCGAAAUGCUGAUCCACAUGUGUUAGGGAGAAACCCCUCCGGAGGCACAACCAACGGGAGGUUUCCCCCCAAAGGAGUGCACUACGGUGAGAGGAACGACUCAAAUGGGAACCACCCACUUUUACUUCCCCUCAAAAGUGAAGACAGGAGAUGGGACCUGAAAUUGUAUCACCUUGGAAAUUUCCCAUUUGGGGAAGACUCAGCUGGAAGAAAGUAUAACCCAAGUGGUGCCAUAAAAAUGGUAACAAAUCACCUGCAUGGUCAGGUAAAAAAUUGGAACAACAAUGUAGCAAGCAUUGCGCAUGAAUUGUUCGGAGUGUCCCGCGUGGGGAAGUUCUCCACGAGGAGGGUGAGCAGACAUUUGGCAGAAGACGACGAGGAUGACGAAGAAGACGACGGGGAGGAGGAGGAGCAGCAGGAGGAGGAGCAGCAGGAGGAGGAGCAGCAGGAGGAGCAGAAUCAGCAUCAGCAGCAGAAGAAUGGUGAUGGGGAGGAGGGGCCCCCCAAGGGAAAGGACGAAAGUUACCAAAUCAAAGGAAUGGACUUAGAGGAGGAGGAGGAGGAGGAUGAGGAUGAGGGUUUUUUACUCCCGUUGGCGGCCGAUUCAGAUAUUUCGGGUGGGGCCUUUGACGAAGUGGAUGGAGAUUUCGAGACGACAAUAAAAGAAAAUGGAGAGGAAUUAAAAGACAGUGACCCAGCAGUUGAAACCUUUGCAUCUAGCAACACGAAUAAAGAGUACGUGUGUGAUUUUAUGGAACAUAUAUCGCUGAAAGAUACGACGAAAAAGGUAGUGAUUUGCGAAAUGAAGAUCCAAGAACCGCUGGUCAAAGUAAAGGUUGUUUGUCCAACGAAAUCAUCAGAUAUUAUAAAAUAUGGUACGAUGGAGUACGUCCCGAAGAAAGCUCCAUACGUUACUUUGGUGAACCAAAAUGAAGGUAAAAAGAAUCCGAAAGACUCGUUAAAGGAAAAAAAGCUAGCUGAUCUCAUUCCCGGGGUUAUCAUAACUACAGAAAUUGGCGAAAAGGAAAACGAAUUAGAAAAGGGUAUCAUUGAAUUUAUCCUACCUCCAGUAGUGAAAGAAAAAAAAAAAAUUUAUUACAUAUGUGACAAUAGUGAGCCAUCUCAUGGAGUCGGUAACAGUGGAGGGAGAGGAGUUGUCUCCAUUUCGAUAGAACCAUAUGGUACAUCCGUUAAAGGAUGCAACUACACGGGAAUGAAAAAAAAAUUCUUCACUUAUGAUUAUGAAGAAGGUAAAGACAUGAAACACCCGUGUGUGUUUCAACUAAACGCUGGAGAAAUAGGAGGUAUCAUGUUUCCUAAGGAAACCAAAUCGACUAGCUGUUUCGAUAAAAUGAUUCCGCACUCACCAAAUGAAAAAUGGGACAAGAAAAAAAAAAGUCUCAAUGAGGUCAUAAACGGGGCAGUUAUUUACAAUAAAGACUUCAAAGCGAAAUAUUUCAACGUCAAAUACUUCAGCAUUCCGAAGAGUUUCCGAGAAGCAAUCCAUCUAUUCUGUCACAUCGAGUUAAAGGAGGGUGAUAAAAAACACAUGGUUUAUAUCAGCAUCAACCAGGAACUCAACCUCUCCGUGUUCGACCUGUAUGAGUCAUUCUCUAAUGUGAAAAAGGUAAUACAAGUUGCAAAGCAGACAGAAGAAAAGAAAGAAUACACAUGUGAUUUUACAGACCAGCUAGACAAGAAAGAAGAUCCGAAUGAAAAAAAAAUUAUCAUCUGUAGGAAGAGAUUAACCGAAUUUGAUACCUUCCAUAUGAAGUGUGGGAUCAAUAAGGAGAAGUAUAAGAACCUAGAAAUGAUCCCAAAAAUGCUCAAGGAAGAAAAGAAAAAAAAAAACGUCCUAAAGGUGCAACUAGAUGCACAGUACGAGUUAUUUAAAAAAUAUUUUCUCUUUCACGAUAAGUAUGCCAAGUAUCUCCCUCAUUAUCCCUCCUUGCUAUCAUUUCCUCUAAACCGAGUGGCCAAACUAGAAUUGAAAAAGAACCCCAUCUUCAAGAAUCAUAAAGAUUAUUCCUACUUUGAUGAAGUGACAUCUACAUCUGACGGGUUCGUAAAACUACUCUCCUACUUAGAUGCACAAGACCCCGUCGUUCUAAGUGAGCAAAUUGCUAACAUAACAAUAACUGAUGAACAAUCGACGGAAGAUAUUUUCGACUUGAAAUUUCAAAUACCUGCCUACAUUGACACGAACGAAUCAUUGUAUUUACUCAUGGGAUGUAACAACACAAAGGAUGGAGGUAACCUAGGUAUCGUCGAGUUGGUCUUAUCAAAGAACGAACACAUUGUUAAGGGAUGUAACUUUUCCGACGCAAAAAUGGAACACUUCACGAAUAACGUGGGUUCUACAGGGGCUAAGUGUAAUAUUACAGCUUACCCAAAUGACCUAGUUGGGUUUAACUGCUCCAAGAAGAACCUGUUAGCGUCCGGAGAAGAGGAUGGAUCCGAUGAAACCAACGUAGACAUAGAACCAGAAGGAUGCUUCACAAAAGUGUAUAGCAAUUUGCAAAAGACUGACAUCGUUAGUAUCCUACCAGGAGUUUUACUCUACUCAAAUGGGAAGAAAAAUUCCACGUCAUUUAUUAAAAUACCUCCAGUUUUACUUACAUCUGAUUUUAAGUUUUCCUGCAAAUGCAAAUUAGAAUCUGUGGAAAACGAAAUAGAGGUUCAUGUUCUUCGGGAGAGAGAUAGUAAAGAGCUAAAUAUCGUACAGUUGAAGCAGGAAGCAACUACUACCGUGAAGGAGAAGAAGAAGAAGAAGGACGAAGGGGAGGAUGAAAAAAUCUACAUGUGUCCAAAUAAGACCCUCAUUGAACCCAAACUGGAAAAGCUAGAUGAUCGUUAUGUGCAAAAUAUAUGCCAAGUAGAUGUGAAAGAGAUGAACAGCUACGUUGAACUCUUCUGCCCCCCUAAAGAUUUCACCAUCCACCAAAAUAUCAACAUGUACUACACCACGGUGAAGCCAACCAAAGAAGAAAAUAAAAAGAUGCUUGACCAGGCGGCACUAGACAAACUCAUUCCCCACGCAGAGAUGCUCCACAAAACGAGAAACAUCCAUCCUCUGCAAAGUAGUACAAAUGGUAAAGAAAUGGCAAAGGUGGAUCUCUCUCAUAUCUAUUUAUUCUUCCCCUACUAUGUGAAGGAUGAUGUAGAAUUCAACAUAAUGUGUGAUAAUAGCAACACGUUCUUUGAGGAGAAGAAGGGAGGCUUGCUGACUUACCAGAUUAAGAUUCCCAAGAGGAGUGAAAAAAUCAAAGGCUGUGAUUUCACUUCCAACAAAUCGGAUAUCUUCCUAAAUGAUGCUACAGAAAAUAACUGCUUGAUAGAUGCCAUGCCGAAAGAUAUAAUCGGGUUCGUCUGUCCCCCAGACACAGUCAAAAUAACUAGCUGCUUCAAAGAUGCAGUGGUUGAUAAUAGCCUUGCCAAUAUAUCGGAAACGCUUGAGCUCACGGAUAACAUAGCAAACCAUACACAUAGCCACAAAUUUAGUUAUAUCGAAAUACCAAGCGUUGUUAGUAAAGACCUGUCGUUCAAAUGCAUAUGUGUGAAUCUGAAGAAGGACUACCUGUUGAAGUCUCCACCAAGUGCUCAGCUUCUAGAUGUCAUUUAUCAGAAACUUAACAUAAAGAAAGGAGAGAGUUACAACAAAGGAGAUCCAAAAAAUAAAUUUCUCAUGAGUAAUCUACAGCUAUACCUGUCUCACAAGAAAAACAAAGCGAUUAGUAUUUUCCAGAAGGUAGAUGCACUGAACCCAUCUGAGGAAGAUGCGAACCCAGAACAGAUAAUCCAACAAGUAGCCGAUGCAGAAACGUAUGAUGAAAUGAUGGGUUCUUCCCUUUCACAAAUACGAGACAAUCACAUCGCUGGAGAGGACUACUCUGUGUAUGCUACUCUAAGUGAUGAUUCCUUAGAACAAAUCAUAAUAAAAGAAAUAUCAUCGCUGAACGAAUCUGAUUUUAAGCUCUACACAUUGAAGGUCAAUUUGAAAGCACCCAAGUUGCUAAAACCGAAGAAGGUUAAAGAAAAUGAGUAUUUGUGUGACUUUUCAAAAAAGAGCUUAAUCGUACCUGAACCUUUAACAGAGGAGUCCCCACCAGAUAUCCACUGCUAUAGUGCACUAAAACCACUCGACACGUUAUAUGUUAAAUGUCCAACGGAGAAAGCAGCUUACGAAAUUGCAAAGGGAAAAAUAGGAGAAGAUGAUGAAGAGGAGGAGAAGGGAAUCAUUACUCUCCUGGAUGUUGAUUCUGCAGAUGUAGAUGUAGAAGAUUCUACUUCUACUCCUUUGGAUGAUCCCUCUUUUGUUAAAUUUUUUGAUAAAAUUAGUAUGAAACCAAGUGAUUUUUUUCAGAAAAUUUUGAACGAAGAAGGAGAUAAGGAAGAAGAUAUAGAUAGAGUCUUACCAGGUGCAAUGUAUACAUCUAUGAAGGUGUUGAAGAAAAAGGAUCCGUUUACUUCCUACGCUGCUGUGAUUAUACCACCUAGUGUAUCUCGAAACACAUUUUUUAAAGUACAAUGCAAUAAUAAUGAAUACAAAGAGGGAACAAAAAAUGGAGGAUACAAGGGAAUCAUCCAUUUGGAUAUCUCUAGGAGUGAAAAAAAAACGAUAGGAUGUGAUUUCACCUCUGAAAGUAGCAGUAUCUUAACUAAAGGAAUUUCCCUUCCUAGUGGACAGACAAAAGAAUGCGAAGUAGAGAUCACGAAGAAUGACGUCUUCGGGGUUAGAUGCAGUAAUGAUUCUACUUUUGAUCCGGUGAAGUGCUUUCACGAGAUUUAUGAUAAAAAUGGGGAGAAGAAACAAAUCGUAGAACUCAUCCCAGAUGUUAAGAUAUUCAAUCUACCCAACUCGAAGACCAAGGUUUCUUAUGGAAAGGUCCCAUUAGAUUAUGUAAAUAAGAUAAAUUUUUCCUGUUCUUGUACCAAACCGGAUGGAAGCACAAAAGGAACCAUCAAAGUGGUGGUGAACAAAGAAGAAUCAUCACUAGAAGAUAUGAAACUCACAGAUGCUGUGAAACACAAUAAGGUGAACUUUUGUAACUUUUUCGAUGAUGAAGCGCUUACUUUUAAGGAAAACGCAGAUAAAAUUGUUCAAUGUAAGGUAGAUGCAGAACUGUUUUCCGAGGUAGUAGUAAUUCUACCUAAGAUGGGUAGUACCAGUGACGAAUCGGACUACAAAAACUUGUCAGUUAGUCCAUCGCUAGCUGAAGGAGAAGACAUCAAAGUUAUCACAGAUGAGAAAACGCAAGUACCCCUAAGCACUGCUCUAAAGGGAGUAUAUGGAAAUAGAGUCUUUUCCUUCGAGAAAAAUUCUAAAAAGGGAAUCGGGUUCAGCUUCUUUAUCCCUCCCACGUUUGAGAAUAAGAACUUCAAAUUAGUGAUUAACCAAACGGGGGUCCUCCUCACCACCACCAAGCAGAGAGGGAUCAUUUUCAUCAUAGUUAGGAAAAACAUGGAACCUGGUUCUGUAAAGAUGUGUGAUUUUACAUCUAGUGAAUAUUCCCUAGCCGAGUUAGACCAAUCCAAUAACGAAAAGGUGUGCAAUGUGAAGAUAGCCAAGGGAGACGUGUUCGGCAUUACCUGUCCCAAGGGGUUCUACCUCUACCCGGAGGCCUGCUUCUCCAACGUUACUCUGGAUUACUACAAGGGAGAGCUUCACCUAGAAGAAGAGGCAGAAGCAGACGGUGAGCAAAUAAACUUCGCCGAGAGAACCAAAACGAAUAUGCGAAUAAAAGAUUUGCUACAUCUACUCGGGGACGAGGACACCGAAAUGGCUGACUUGCAAAACUUUUCAGAAUUUUCCAACAUCACCGAAAUGCUCAAUUUUGAGACAUUCCAUGUGGGUUCUAUGCAUCUAGACUUUAAAAAAAAUUACACAUCUGCCUAUGCUAGGGUUCCAAACAGUUUUAAAAGUGCUAUUAAAUUUUCAUGCAGCUGCUACAAUCCUCACAAAAAGGUAUUCGGGUCGAUGGAAAUCGAAACGGAGUAUGCUGAUUCAGAAGAGGAGCCACAAAUUCAGGAAGAUCUGUAUGUCAGAAAUAAGCUUCUCCCAUUGAGAAGUAAAAUUAGUAUAGAUGCAGAUGAAGUAGAACCCAUUAUAGAAUUAGAUGCAAUGGAAGAUUCAGAAGCAACAGAUUUAGAUGGAUGCAAAGAAGAAGAUGGAACAUGUGGUAAUAUGCUCUCUCAUGGAAUCACCUACACGUGUGACUUCUCUAAAGAAUCGUUAUUCACUCUCAUCGAGGGAAAACUACAAAGGAACACAUGUACAGUAGAUGCCAGAGCGUUAGAUGUAGUAACUAUAAAAUGCCCAGCCAUAGCCAACCAUGUGCACAAGGAACAAACAAUCACAGAAACUAAAGAGACGGAAAAGGUGAUCAUCACAAUAGAUGAGGAACAGUAUGUGACAUACCAACAGGAGAAGACAAAUAAUAAAACGUUUUCUUUAAAAGAAAUUUAUGAUAUGGAGUACUACGGUAUGACUAGCGAAGAAGUGAAAAAUAUGAGAAUGGUAGAUGCAGAAUGGGAUAAAAAUGAGGUGUAUUAUCCAAAAAGGGUUAUAGACAACGUAGUUGUAGCAAAUAAGGUAAUCAAAUUGGAAGAUGCACUACCAGGAGUUCUACAUCUACAAAGUCAGGUAAACAACGAAUUGAAGACAACCGAUUUGAUAUCCGACGGAGUAGUCCGAUUCAUCGUACCACCCUAUGUGAAAAACGAUUUCCAAUUUCAUCUCUUCUGUGGUAAAUCAUCGGAAAAAAAACCACAAGGAAAAAAUACAUCCCUUGGAGUGAUACGUAUAAAUAUCUCUGCCAAUAGGAAAGAAGUACAAGGAUGUGAUUUUAUAAACGAAAAGGAUGACACAGAUUUAGUCAUAUUUACUAAUAAACGAGAAAAAUCUAGCGAUUCUACGUGUUUAAUUUCCUUCAUCCCUAACACUGUUGUGGGAAUCAACUGUCCAACAGGAAAACUCCUCCCAGAGAAUUGCUUCCAUGAGACUUACUUUGUCGCAGAGUCAGAAGCAGGAACAGUCGCUAACCAGAUGAGUAACUUACCAAAAGAAAAAAUCACUGAUAUCAUUAAGGGAGCCAUACCUGUGUCCAAUUUUUCCAAUAAAAAAAACACGUAUACAUAUCUCAUCCUCCCAAAGGAUAUGAAAAGCGUGGCGACGUUGAACAAGAGGUUCUACUGUACCUGUGAUGAGAAUGUAGUAAAAAUGAAAAUAGAUGAUAUUUAUUUGAAGAGAGAAAAAGACAGUCGGGUAGAUAAUGAAACGUGUUCUUACGAUAGUGUAAAAAAAGUGACAACUUGUAAUGUGGUAGAAUUUAUGGAGAAUCUCCAACAGAAGGAUAAUAAAACGAAUCAAUACAAAGUUGAAUUAGCUAGAUGGGAUAAACUCAUUUUAAAAUAUCCAACAAAUGAAAAGGAAAAUUACGAGAAGAUAUUCGUCAACCCAAUUAACAUAAAAGAUAAGGUACUCUUUAAGAGAGUCCCUACACCCAUUGAAGAAGUCCUACCUGGAGCUAUCACCACAACUAAAUAUGAUUCAAGAACGAAGAUUAUUGAACAUACGUUGAGAGUACCUCCUUACGUUUCCAAGGAGAUCCAUUUCUCCAUGGUAUUUAAUAACUCUCUAAGUUCCAAAUUGGUUAACUAUAAUUACGCUUACGGAGGUAUUGUGAAAAUUUUUAUUCAUGUUCGAGAAGGGUAUAGUGAAAUUAGUGGUUGUGAUUUUACUGGAGAGUAUAACCACCUGUUUAGUCAUAACUUGGAUCCUAAUUUGAAGGAAAGUAAAACGUGUUCUGUCACCUUUGGGAAUAAUAGCUAUGCUGGAUUUGCUUGUCCCAAGAAAUUUGAAGUCGUUCCGUACAACUGCUUUGCAUCUGUAUAUGAUAAUAAUGACGACAUGAAAGAGAAGAAGCUUGUCGACUUGUCGGAGGAAGCUGAAUCCGAUUUUGUUCAGUACAACCCUCGUGGGGUCAGCUUAUCAUACGUGACCUUUAAGGGGGACACCAAGGGACACAGCAUCUCCUGCAAGUGUGUCUCCAGUAAAGUCACCCACACCAUCAACGUUACCUUCAAGCCUGACUCGGACCACUCCCUCCCCAAGACGCGCAUCCGCAUAAGGUACUUCGACUUGAGCAAGGCCACCUUCAGUUCGCACCUGCGCGGAGGCUGA
Plasmodium cynomolgi strain B is the source of this 8403-nucleotide messenger RNA. RefSeq names its product transmission-blocking target antigen Pcys230. NCBI's taxonomy places the organism in Eukaryota, Apicomplexa, Aconoidasida, Haemosporida, Plasmodiidae. Gene Ontology annotation, cellular component: cell surface; plasma membrane. Bases 1 to 8403 code for a protein of 2800 amino acids. The transcript has a single exon. The record is from RefSeq and is a predicted model, not a curated record. Gene Ontology annotation, biological process: symbiont entry into host.